AUGACGAUAAACAAAUCGGGAAAAAUUAAAAGCUUGUUCUGGCGGGCUGGCCAAAAGGAGCAGAAACACAGAUUCGACGUUUCGGUGGAUUUUAUCGAAUUAAAAAACGACAGUAACACCCAAGUGAAAUAUGACUUGGCGAGAAACUCGAGGGUCAUAACUUCGAGUGAACAGGCACAGCUAUGGAAGGGUCGAGCAUAUUUUAAAAACCCACUCGUUGUUGACCUUACCCUAUAUUGUAAAAAAAACAAACAAGAAUUUGAGAAAAAAAUAUAUUUUUUCAUCUUUUACAAAAUUUAUGAAAAUAAAAAACUCGUGAUAGGAAAGACUAAAAUUGAUUUCAGCCAAUUUGUCUCUACCUCGAGUCAGCUGUACAAAGUCUCCUUUGUCAUUUUAAAAAAUAAACUCAACUGCGGAACGGCUCACUUGAAGGUACGCUGUGGCAACAUGGGGGGAGGGGCACGUGGCAUCACCGCAGCGUCGGUAGACAGUGGGGAGGAGUUUCCCUCCACUCGCAGUUGUUCGCUGCCGCCAGGUGGGGGGACCUCCAGCGGAGAGACGAACGAGGCUAGCGAGAAUGAUAGUGAUGGAGGCGGCAAUGGAAGCGGCAGUGGGAGCAUGGCGGGGAAUAGCUUCUUCAGCGAAGAAAUUAAUGGGGCUUACACGUGGGAGGACAACACUACCAACUCAGAGAGGGCAAACAACUGGAGUGGAAAAGGUGAGGAAUAUGAUCGCCCCAUUUCCUCGCGCGAUAAUUCCAUUGGUGCCUUAAAAAGGUCCAUAGAUAGUUCGCUACAAAAGUUGACGCGCAUGAACGGCCGGCGCUGGCACCAUCGGUCCGGUGCGCCCAAAGCGAACGGUGUUACUAUGCAAGAGAAACCAAUCAGGGGCGUCCCAAUGGCACACACAAAUGAGGAGAAAGGAGCUACUGAGAGUGGAAACCCUCCGCGCACCGAGGAAAAAACGCAGACAUACCAUCUGCAAAGAAAAAUAAACAGAAGGAAAAACAAAAAAGAAGCUAAUCAUCCAGCAUUGGAAGUACAAUCAGUUAUCCGAAAUAUGGAGAAGGCAAUAAAAAACGGAGAAAUGAUACAAAGAAUGAACAGGUCCAUUUUGCGACAAAGCGAUGAGGAAGGGGUGACUGAGGGAGGGCACACAACAAGGCGUACACAGAUCCAGACGCCGACGCGGCGAUACGAUGGGGUGAACAAAAUGAAGGAACGUCCCAAUCAGAACGGAAUCAAUUCUACGGGGAGACAAGUACAAUGCCGUCCACAAGCAGAACAAAAUGGUCAGAGUAGCCAUCCCAGUAAUUACAACAUGCACUUUGUCAUGGAAGAGAAAAACGGUCAAAUUGAGAAGCCAUCAACUGGGGAGCCACCAACUGGGGAGCCGCCAAACGAGGAGCCGCCAAUCCAAAAUAAUUUUCACCAUACAUGUGGGGAGUUAAGAAAGAUGAACUGGACACUUGGACACAAUCUAGUGCAACGCUGUGAUGAACGAGAUGAACAUUUGGAACCCUCCAUGAUGGCACUUCGGCACUUACUCCUCAUCAGUGCGCAAUCGGCACACGAAUGGGACGACUACCAACGCCUGGGAAGUUACGCCACUCCAUUGCGUCUUCCACACGAUGGUUGUACCGUUUCUAGAACAAGGGAAGAGGUGUAUAGAAAGGGGCUUCCCCCCUGCUGGGAGGGGAGAAACUACAAUGACAUGGCGAAAAACGGGAUGGAAAGAACUAACCAAAUGAGCACACACUUCACAAGUAUACAGUUUCCUAUUGGAGCUCCCACCCAUGUCGCAUGCCCCCACUCCUACGCCAUGCGAGAAGAAGGAAAUUUUCUGUUUGUCUCGGUAAAUGGGAGAGGUCCCAUAGGAGGUGAAAUGGAGAACCUUCUGGAUCUCGUCGGUAGGGACUUCUCCAAAACGGUAGAUCGCAACUGGAGAGGAGUCACAAGAGAAGGCAUAAACACACGUGGUACAAAUCUACACAGCGACUUCGCACCGAAUGGACUACCCAAUCGGGUUCAGCGGGCACAAUUCUCAUCGCAACAGGGCUGCCUUUUUAAAAAACCCUUAAGUGGAGAAGGGGCAACACCACCACAUGAUGAUCACGCAGAUGUGCACAGCAACGAAGGGGCAGCAAGCAUUCAUUCGAAAAUUAAAAAAAUCUCAAGUGAGGAAAAUAAAACCAUAAACGAGUUAGUCACCAUUGACAAGUUGGUGGAGGACAUGCAAAAGGUGCAACUCGUUAUUAAAGAAUUAACCGGUACAUUGGUCCGUUGUGGUCACAGAGGGGUGAGUAGCCAUGGGGAUCCAAACACAACUGAACAGGCUCACUUCAACGGGGGAAACACCAUUUCACUUUUUUCUCCACCUUCCCACGGGGGACCAAAGAACGAGAGCGCAAUACAUGAUGGAAAUGAAUCAUAUCACAAUUUGUCCUCGGGCGACGUGCAGAAGUACGAAGAAAAAAUUGCAACCCUUGUGCAGGAACUAAUGGACACUAAACUGCUGUUGGCAGAGAGUGAAACAAAGCGGGAGGAGGAUAUUAACGAGAUGAAUCGGCGGGGCGGCAGUUAA
Messenger RNA from Plasmodium inui San Antonio 1, 2583 nucleotides. RefSeq lists its product as hypothetical. The transcript has a single exon. The record is from RefSeq and is a predicted model, not a curated record. The coding region runs from base 1 to 2583 and encodes 860 amino acids. Lineage: Eukaryota; Apicomplexa; Aconoidasida; Haemosporida; Plasmodiidae.